AUGCAAAACAAAUCAGUUCUCUUUGUCUGUACAGGCAACAUAUGUAGAUCCCCAGCUUGUGAAGCUAUUUGCCAGAAGCUUACCAAUGGAUCAGUUAUGGUCGAUUCAGCCGCAAUCUCAUCACAUCAUAGGAACGAAAGUCCUGAUGAAAGAACGCAGGCAAUCUGCUUAAAGCAUAAUGUAGAUAUAUCACAGCAUAGGGCUCGUCAGAUUAGAGCUGAUGAUUGGCUUCUUUUUGAUUUCGUUGUCGCAUUGGACGAAAAUAUUUACAAGACUUUAAUCCAAAUGAAGCCCAUUAAUUCCAAGGCUCAAGUUCUUCUUUAUGCUCCUCCCCAUGGUAUUCAUGACCCAUAUUUCGGUGGCAGAACCGGAUUUAGCAAAAUGUACCAAGAUAUUGUAAGUACAAUGCCUGAAUUUCUCAAGCAAAAUAACAUUUACUCAAUGCAGAACUCAUCAAUUUCAUUGUAA
Messenger RNA from Trichomonas vaginalis G3, 468 nucleotides. RefSeq names its product non-membrane spanning protein tyrosine phosphatase protein. The transcript has a single exon. Lineage: Eukaryota; Parabasalia; Trichomonadida; Trichomonadidae. The coding region runs from base 1 to 468 and encodes 155 amino acids. Gene Ontology annotation, molecular function: protein tyrosine phosphatase activity. Gene Ontology annotation, biological process: protein dephosphorylation. The record is from RefSeq and is a predicted model, not a curated record.